AUGUUUACUACUAUAUCGCCAGUCAUUGUAGAUUUCGGAUUACUCACCCAAACUUCAAGUGUUAAGAUGACCGGCAGAGGCAACCGGCAAAGAGACGGUAACGACAAUCGUGAUGGGCGCCGGGAUAACCAGCGUGGUGGUUUCAAACGACGCAAUAAUGACCCGCGGCGACGACAGCAGCAACUCGCUCAGGACGACAAACGCGAACGCCAGCCCUUUGUGCCAUGGCUAGGAGAAGAGCGGCCCAAUAAGGGCCCUAUUAUUGAUCUUGAUAAAUACAAGGACAAAAAAAUCAGCGUCGAGUUCUCUGGGGGCCGGCGAAUCGAAGGCACUCUGACUGGUUAUGACUCUCUUAUGAAUAUGGUUUUGGAGGACGUGGUCGAGAUUCUCGACGAGGGUAAAACCCGCCAACUUGGGCUCCUAGUCGCUCGCGGAGGUCCCAUUAUUCAAACAGUUUAUCCUGUCGAAGGCAGUGCCGUUAUCGACAAUCCCUUUUAA
Molecule: messenger RNA, 498 nt
Organism: Wickerhamiella sorbophila
Lineage: Eukaryota; Fungi; Ascomycota; Dipodascomycetes; Dipodascales; Trichomonascaceae
Product: U6 snRNA-associated Sm-like protein LSm7
Exons: 1
Coding region: 1-498 (165 amino acids)
Cellular component (GO): U2-type prespliceosome; catalytic step 2 spliceosome; Lsm1-7-Pat1 complex
Molecular function (GO): RNA binding
Source: RefSeq, a predicted model, not a curated record